AUGUUUCCUCUAAUUUCAAAAGAUCUUCCUCUAUUCGCUUAUGUGAGAGAUUUAGCUGAGAAUGACGACAUUGUCAUCCGUAAUUCGGACAAAGGUGGCAAUGUCGUUAUUCUCAACAAAUCCGACUACAUGACAGAAGCUACUAGACAGCUGUCUGACAGUAUUACAUAUAGGAAACUUGAGUCAGAUCCUACUACACUCUUUUCAAAACAACUACAGAGACUACUAGAAGAAGCUGUGUCUCUGGGUUAUCUUUGGAGACAUCAAGAUCCUUCAUUUCAGGAAGUCGAGGAGAAUCUCCACUCACACCCAGAGAGAGAUUGCUUUUUGGAUAUAGCUCACACAUUGGACUAUACUGAUACCACCUGGGCUGAUACAGGCUCUGCUGAUACCAUCCAGGCUGAUACAGGCUCUGCUGAUACCAUCUGGGCUGAUACAGGCUCUGCUGAUACCAUCCAGGCUGAUACAGGCUCUGCUGAUACCAUCUGGGCUGAUACAGGCUCUGCUGAUACCAUCUGGGCUGAUACAGGCUCUGCUGAUACCAUCUGGGCUGAUACAGGCUCUGCUGAUACCAUCUGGGCUGAUACAGGCUCUGCUGAUACCAUUUGGGCUGAUACAGGCUCUGCUGAUACCAUUUGGGCUGAUACAGGCUCUGCUGAUACCAUCUGGGCUGAUACAGGCUCUGCUGAUACCAUCUGGGCUGAUACAGGCUCUGCUGAUACCAUUUGGGCUGAUACAGGCUCUGCUGAUACCAUCCGGGCUAAUACAGGCUCUGCUGAUACCAUCUGGGCAGACACAGGCUAUGUUGAUACCUUCUUGUUGGCAGCACCAUGCAGUGGCCGAGAUACAAGCACAGGGUCUAGCUGCCAGCUCAGCCUUAGGAAUCCAUGGUCUGAAUACAAGUACAUGCAGGACGGGGACAUCAUUAUCGGGGGAGUGUUCACUGUCAACUAUUAUGUGGAAAAAAUAGAAGAGAAAUACCAUAAUAUUCCUGAGGUUCGCUGUUUGUUCCCAUUUGCUCUGUAUUACAAGCAUCUCCUGACAUUUGUUUUUACCAUUAAUGAGUUUAAUAAGAGCCUUAAAGUGCUACCUAACAUUACUCUGGGAUAUCUCGUGUACGACUCAUGUGGGGAUGUGAGCAUCGCUGUAGCAAAUGUUCUGCAAAUAUUAUCUGGGCCUGGGAAACUGAUUCCUAAUUUCUCCUGCAUGAAAAACAGUAAACUUGCUGGCUUUAUCGGAGAUUUUUCCUCAGCCACCACGGUCCCUAUGGCGAAUCUAUUAUCGGUGUACGACUACCCGCAAAUCAGCUUUGGCGCCACAGAUAUGCGUCUCAAUGACAGAGUGCGUUAUCCUUUCUUUUUUCGGACAGUUCCAAGUGAUCACAUUCAAUAUGUCGCCAUUGCUACACUGCUGAGAUAUUUUAAUUGGACCUGGGUUGGAAUUAUUGUGUCUGACGAUGACAGUGGAGAGGUGGAACUACACGAAUUAAAGAAAGAGACCAACGGUUAUGGGAUCUGCAUUGAAUUUAUUAUUAACAUUGAUCGUGAAGCUGAUAAUAAUAUUGAGGCAUUUUACAAAAAGAGCAAAGCUGCUUUUACCAAAUCAACGUCUCAGAUAGUUAUUGUUUGUGGAACUGUUACCUCUGCUUUUCUGAUAUCCUUAAGAAAUAUGGUUGAUCUUCUUACGAAUAAGACCCUGAUUCUGCCCGGUACAUGGGCUUUUCAUAACUUUCUGCUUGAUGUUUCUGUAAAUUUAUUUAAUGCCAGUUUGUUUUUUCAAAAUUAUGCUGCUGAUAUUGCAGGAUUACAGCAAUUUGUGAAUAAAUUCAUAACAGAAAACCUAGAUGAUCUGUUUAUUCAGGAUUUUCUUAUAACAUUUAUGAGAUGUUUUCCAAACAAUACAGAAAAGAAAAGAGAAAUAUUUUAUAAAGCGCUCUAUAAGUCUCCUCUACACCCAUGUACUGGGAGAGAACAACUGACAGAUAUAAAUGAUUUUUACCAUCAUGGUGCCACCUUUCAGGUGUUUAUUGCGGUAUUUGCCAUCUUACAUGCAUUAAACAAUAUGCAUAUGUCCCUGACAAGGACUUACCCUGAAAAACACAAUGUACAAUAUGAGUAUAUGCACCAGUUAAGACAUUUCCUAAUGAAACUACAACACACUGAGCUCAUGGGAAAAGGUUUAUUUUUUAACGAGAAUGGUGAAACGACAAUGCCCUAUAAUCUAUUAAACUGGAUUUUACAAGACAAAACUUCUACAGAACUAAACUACAAUUAUAUCGGCCAAUUCUCUGCAUCAAAUCCUGAAGGCAAAAAACUUCUCCUAGAACCAAGUUCAAUUAAAUGGAAAACCAGUGAUAAUAAGGUGCCACAGUCUCAGUGCUCAGAAACAUGUCCUCCUGGUUCUAGAAAAGUCGUAAAGAGGGGACAUCAGCCUUGCUGCUAUGACUGUGCCGUAUGUUCAGAGGGAGAAAUUUCUAAUGUAUCAGAUAGUGAAAAUUGCCUCCGAUGUCCAGAUCACGAGUGGCCAAAUCAUAAGAGGAAUAAAUGUCUACUCAAAGCUGAAGAGUUUAUAUCAUAUGAAAAUGAUAUAAUAGCUGUAAUCUUUUCUUUCACCUCAAUAUUCCUUUCUGUAAUAACAGUUGCCAUAUUGGGAUUUUUCAUUUCAUUCAGGAACACUCCAAUAGUGAAAGCCAAUAACCGUAAUGUGAGCUUCAUUCUCCUCCUUUCUAUAAUGAUGAGUUUCCUUUGUGUGUUUUUAUUUAUUGGUCGUCCUGUUGACAUCACCUGCAAGCUGCGGCAGGUGUCAGUUGCGACUACCUUUUCCGUAUCAGUAUCCUCUGUUUUGGCAAAGAGUAUUACAGUCCUAGUUGCUUUCAAAGCUACAAAGCCUGGAAACAUCUGGCAGAAGAUAAUGUCACUACAAUCCUCUUUGUAUAUAGUUUGUGCUUGUUCAUUCAUUCAAGUUAUGAUUUGUUCAUGUUGGAUAUCUGUUUCACCACCCUUUCAGGAACUCAAUAUUCAUACAUUUCCAGGAAAGAUCAUUGUCCAAUGCAACGAAGGCUCAGUAUUUGCUCUGUAUGUUGUUUUGGGUUACAUGGGACUUUUAUCAGCUCUGAGCUUUAUUGUUGCCUUCUUGGUUAGGACAUUGCCAGACAACUUUAAUGAGGCCAAGUACAUAACCUUCAGCAUGCUGCUCUUCUGUAGCGUAUGGGUGUCCACCAUUCCGGCAUAUUUAAGUACUAAGGGAAAGAAUGUCGUGGCUGUUGAAAUUUUUGCUAUACUGUCUUCCAGUUCAGGGCUUCUAGGGUGUAUAUUUUUCCCAAAAUGUUACAUAAUAUUAUUUAAAUCAAACUUGAACACAAAACAACAUUUGCUUGGUAAUAAUAUUAAGUAA
Molecule: messenger RNA, 3393 nt
Organism: Bombina bombina (fire-bellied toad)
Lineage: Eukaryota; Metazoa; Chordata; Amphibia; Anura; Bombinatoridae
Product: vomeronasal type-2 receptor 26-like
Exons: 9
Coding region: 1-3393 (1130 amino acids)
Biological process (GO): G protein-coupled receptor signaling pathway
Cellular component (GO): membrane
Molecular function (GO): G protein-coupled receptor activity
Source: RefSeq, a predicted model, not a curated record